GAGAUGGAAGAAGAAGGCCGAAGACGGUGGCCGUUGGUGGUUCUAACAGUACCUCCAUUUCAUGGCCACAUGACUCCAACUCUCCAGCUUGCCACUGCCCUUCAUGCUAAAGGCUUCUCCAUAGCCAUUGCUCACUGCAAGUUAAACCCUCCUGACCCAUCUAACCAUCCCAACUUCAUCUUCCUCCCUCUUUCUGAUAACUUAUCCGCCAUUGAUUCCUCCUCAAGCUUCACUCGUUUCAUCAGCGAUCUAAACACCAACUGCCGACCAUCGUUCCAUCAACAUCUGACUCGAUUGAUGAGUGAAGAUCAAAGGCAAGGAGAGAAAAGUAAAUCAGUGGUUAUCAUCUACGAUCACCUUAUGUUCUUUGCAGGAUCUGUUGCCAUGGAUCUGAAUCUUGUGGGCAUCCUGUUUCGCAGUUGCAGUGCAGCAUACUUUUGGGCUUGUCUUGUUCGUCAGGAGCUGCAUCCACGAGGAAAGUUUCUUGAACAAGAUUUUGUGAUGCAGGAUAUGAUACCAGAUCAUCAUCCCCUCAGGUACAAAGAUCUGCCUUAUUGUAAAUCGCCUAUCGAAGAUUGGAACCAACGGGUUGCUAUUUUCAGCCAAGAGCCCCGCCCCUCGGCUAUUAUUUGCAACACUGUUCAAUUUCUCGAACAUGAACUGUUAUACCAAACCCAUGAACACCACCAAGUUCCAAUCUUUGCGGUUGGACCUCUGCACAAAGUAACACCAAGUCCACCUAUUAGUUUUCUUGAAGAGGACACAAGUUGCAUCCGUUGGCUAGAUAAGAGAGCUCCUAAAUCCGUGAUCUAUGUAAGCUUCGGAAGCUUAGCCACCUUGGAUGCAAAAGUGAUGAUCGAGAUGGCAUGGGGUCUAGCCAAAAGUAACCAGCCAUUCCUAUGGGCGGUUAGACCUGGUUCAGUCUGCGACUUUGAAUGGACCGAGUUCUUGCCAGAGGGUUUUAGAGAAGAAACAGACGGACGAGGUGUAAUUGUGAAAUGGGCACCUCAGAAGGAAGUGUUGGCGCAUUGGGCGGUUGGUGGAUUUUGGAGUCAUUGUGGUUGGAACUCGACAUUGGAAAGUAUUUCAGAAGGGGUUCCGUUGAUAUGCCAACCGUUUAUUGUAGACCAGAUGGUGAACGCACGAUACGUGAGUUACGUAUGGAAGAUAGGGUUGGAGUUGGAGGUUUUGGAGAGAGGGGAGAUGGAAAACAUGGUAAAAAGAGUAAUGGUGGAUGAAGAAGGGAAGGAAAUGAGAUUGAAAGUAGGUGAAAUGAAGGAAAUGGUUAAAAAAGCAGUGCAAAAUGAUGGUUCUUCACAUGAUUCAUUACAGGGUUUGUUUGGUUUGAUUCUAUCGUCUUGAUGGUAGUCAAGAAACCUUUGAUCUUAGUAAAAUCCCCUUGUUAAUUUCAAAAAUGGAUAUUUAAUUU
This is a messenger RNA of Cynara cardunculus var. scolymus (artichoke), 1429 nucleotides long. Its product is annotated as UDP-glycosyltransferase 76H1-like. Gene Ontology annotation, molecular function: UDP-glycosyltransferase activity. NCBI's taxonomy places the organism in Eukaryota, Viridiplantae, Streptophyta, Magnoliopsida, Asterales, Asteraceae. The record is from RefSeq and is a predicted model, not a curated record. The coding region runs from base 4 to 1362 and encodes 452 amino acids. The transcript has 2 exons.